Molecule: messenger RNA, 5596 nt
Organism: Zychaea mexicana
Lineage: Eukaryota; Fungi; Mucoromycota; Mucoromycetes; Mucorales; Lichtheimiaceae
Product: putative death-receptor fusion protein-domain-containing protein
Exons: 20
Coding region: 127-5493 (1788 amino acids)
Biological process (GO): tRNA methylation
Cellular component (GO): cytosol
Source: RefSeq, a predicted model, not a curated record
GUGAGUGUAGAAACGAUUAUAAUCGCAGAUGAAUCAAAGAGAGGCUAAUGCAGCACAGUUUCAGUUCUCGCCACAAAUUAAAUUCAGGCAUAAGCCACCAAAUCAUGCGAAGUGUCCUCUUCAACAAUGUCGAGAUCUGAGAAGGCCAAGGCAGGUGGCAAGCCCGUCAAACUGCCUCCUUCAGUAUUUUCAAAUUGGAAAAGUGUCAUUAACAACUACACCGAGAGUGAUCCAGAAGUCGAACUCGCACCUGUCGUUACAGCACUUGUACGCCUUGUCGAUUGCGCCGAUGAUCCUUGGGAGCAACAGGCAGUCUAUAUAAAGAAAGCCACUCAAGCGCUCAAUGACAAGAAGAACGCGGUAUACAAAGAGCAGAUCAUACGCGUUGUCGAGCCUAUCGCUUCCAGCGGCUACUUUGCCGCUGCCGAGAACUUGUCGCGUCGGCACUUCAUUCCGCUUGUUGAAGCUUCGUCGAAACAGACCAACGAAACGAGUUUUGCCCAGCUCUACAAACAGUAUAUUUCGCUCGGUGCACAACAGGAACCAUCUCUCGCGCAACGUGCAUUGACUAUUUCGGCUACACUUGAAUUUGGAUACGGCAAACAGAUUGUCCUGAACGCGUACCACGAGACGCUCGUAUAUCUGGUUACCUCGCUAGAACAGUCAAUUCAGCAGCUAGACAGAGCAUCCUUGGCAGACCGUAUGAACGACAUCCUCUAUCUUAUAAAAACUCUGCACAUUUUAUUAUCUCGCCAUACGGCACAGGCGCAACCUAUCUUUGUAAAGAUCCAGGAUCCACAACAGAAUGACCCGGACGCACAACUUGUUGCUAAGCUACUCAAUAUCUUACUCACGAUUUGCACCGAAACAGACGUCUAUGUUCGAGAUUGCAGUCAAGUUGCGGGUAUGACUAUUGCCGCAAUCGUAAAUAUGGCCACUGAUGUAAAUUUCGCACGGGAUCUCGUACUCGAAUGGUUCUUUACUACCAAGGAAAAGAGGAAUAUAUUGGGUGUUGCUCCCAAACCUACGCUGACGGGAGAGUCUGGAUGGACGGAUCGAGAUGUGCCAAUGCUAUCCAUUGUUAAGGGACUCGUUUCUAUCCGGGCCGACGUGCUUCUUUCCAAAUGUCCUGAUAACUUGGAGUAUAUUCCUACAUUGAAGAGCUUUCAACCGAUGAAGAACUUGCACGAGGUUUUGUUUUUCAGCAUUGUCUACUUUUGCUCCAAAGCCGACUUGCAAUCAGCAUCCAAGGUCGCUGCGUUUGAGUCCAUGUCAACCUGGCUCAUUCAAUGCAAGUCUAUCAUGCAAUCUUGCGGUGGUGAUGAUUUAACAAUGGAAGCUGUAUCAACAGUUUUCCAACCGCAAACAGUCGAUAGACUCGUUCAUUAUGUCUGGGAUCAUUGGGAUGAUCCUGUGGAUGUGAUCCAACACAAGGUCAAAGCCAUUUUUGAAAUUACCCUUGACGCAGUAGAGAUGAAAGCCAUCCACUUUGAAGAAAACGAAGAAUACCAACUUUUUUUGCGCAAGCUCCUGACCAACUUGAUUGAUAUGGACUGGCAUCGCAAGGUCAAGUAUGCAUUGCUAAAUAUUCUUGUACCAAAGCUCGGUACCGACGUCUUCCUUCAAGCUGAACCCAACAUUAUUUGGAAGUGUUUCCGCGCUAUGGAUAGUCUCAUUUUGUCUCCACAAAUCACAGCAUUGGUCAUGGCACUUUUAAAUCGAAGAAUUACCGAGACUAUUCCAGGUUACGAGAACAUCAAGGGCCAGAACAUGAAACUCGUCGAAAAACCGGAAACUAAGGUUCCCAUCCAACAAUGGGUCGACCUUUGGAGUGUACCGCUCCUUCGUGUACUGACAUCGUCGUCCGAGCUUUUACGAAAAAACAUAAGCAACUUUAUCAUGCAACCGUUGUUCAGGAUCUGCCCACAAUCGUUCUGGACUCUCAUGGAAAAGCUUCAAACUGACAGUGAUGCAUUAAUCAACAAGGAGCUACGUUUGCAUGCUUUCAUUGCGCUCUUGAAAGUUGGCAGAAGCCUCGAUAUCGUUAGCGCUGAUGCGUAUACGCUUGAAAAAUCAUCGGCCAACGCACGAGAAAUCUCUGUUGAUACUCUUCGCGUCGCCAUAUAUCAUUUGGACCCUCAAGUUCGACUGGACGUACUUGGACUUAUGUGUGAAUCACGUAAAGCUAUCACACCCAUCACCAAGACCGAGUUGGAAAUCCUCCAAGAAUUUAUCCCAUUAAACAUGAACUGCACGUCACCUGAGUUCCGACAAACAUUCUGCACACACAUUUCUCGAUUGCUUUACCGUCUACGUGGUAUUUUUUAUGCGCAAUACCGGUCCUACAAGUCGUGCACAGCAUAUCUGCAUCGGCUGGGCAGCAAAGUCGAUCCAGACGACAAAAAGUACGUCAAUGCACGUGCUGAGGCAAAUGAGGCCUUGGAUAGCAUGGAGAAUGGCAAGCAAUUUCUAUACUGGCUCAUCAAGUACAUCCAAACCUCAUUGUACCCUGGAGCAUCAUAUCAGCGCGUGGCAACGGCUUUGCGCUUAUUGAGCACGUUGAUCAAGAUCUUUGGUGUAACCGAGCUUCCUGUACCUGUAGGAUUUGGUGACCAACCAGAUUUUCCAUUCCAAGUGCCUGUCGGUACACCACAGCUGACAAAGAUUUUAAUCGACACAUUGAUGAACCCGUUUGAUUUCAAUCGUGUGCAAGCGUUUGAUAUUUUGUCGCAAUUUCCAAACCCACUGCCUGGCAUCGAAGCGCGCCAGGAUGCACAGCAUCUUUUGUGGUGGGGCUUGGAUAACGUUGUAAGCACAAGAGCCGGUGAGAGCGACAGUGGUGCCAUGGUGUUCCGAUUGAUUUUCACAAAGUAUGUCAAGGAACUCGGUUAUGAUCUUUAUCCCGAAAGGGAUGUCAAGGAAAAGGUUGCACCAGCUGUCGACAUGGCCCCAGUUGUGUUUACCGAACGACUAUUGGAUCUCCUGAACAAACAAGUCGAAGCUGCUAAAUCGAAUUUACUUUUGGCGGCCCAACAACAUCCUAUGCAUGGAACUCUUUUGGCUCUUCAAUAUAUAUUCCGAGAACUCGACUACCAUCAUCCUUCGGUUCGUGCAAAGUUAAAAGAAUGGAAAAAGACGCAUAACCGUGCUCUGGCCAUGGUGCAUUCUGUGUGUACAGCUGUGAUGGAUGUGCUUUCCAACCCUUCGCCAGAAGGCAAUGUACCUUCGUCAUACCGCGAAAUGGAGGAAGCUAUCGAUGAUCUGAUCGACGAUGGUGAUGAUGACGGUGCUGAAGAUAGCUCUUCCGGUCCUAAGCAUCAGGUUAUUUUGAGCUGCUGUUGGCGUGCUGUGAAGGAAGCUAGCGCCCUGCUGGAAGUGAUUAUCUCUAGAGCACCUGUCUCCCGCGACAGACCGGGCUUAAUUACGGCUGUAGACCUGAAAGAGAGCGGUGUCUUGCUAAGAACGUUGCUCACCUCAGUCAGACAUCGGGGUGCUUUCUCGGCUGUGUAUCCUGCAUACGUAUCACUAAACAUGAGAUUAUUGGACUCUGCUGAUGCAAACACAGCAGAUCUUCCAGCGCAAUGGCUCGAGGAUAAUCUUGCAAGCAUAACUUCAAACAACAUUUCUGUCACCCGACGUAGUGCUGGCUUACCUCUGUGUAUCUUGGCUAUUGUCAGCAGCGAGCGUUCGUCCAAAAAGAAAAUGCUGGAUCAGACCAUGAGAAGAUUGCUGGAACUUGCAAAUCAGGAACCUCCACCGGAUGCAGAUCAGCGCAUCGAUAUGCCUCAAGUCCAUGCCUACAAUAUUCUACGUACCAUUUUCAUGGAUGCUAAGUUAGCAACCGCAGUGCUUGGUUACGCAUCGGAUGGAUUUUCUUUAGCUAUCAGUGGCUUUUCGUCAUCCAGUUGGGCUAUUCGUAACUGUGCUGUCAUGCUGUUUUCGACGUUAUUACAGAGGACAUUCGGCACUAAGAAGACUAGAGAUGAACAUAGUGCCGUCAACAAAUUGACAGGUCGCGAGUUUUUCACGCGCUAUCCUCAGCUCCAUCCUUAUCUCUUGGAGCAGCUUGAAAUUGCUGUGGAUCAACUAUUGGCCAAGUCAACUGCAACGAGCACAGUACAUCCAGGCCUCUACCCCAUCUUAACAUUGCUUUCACGUCUCCAUCCAUCAGUUAUGGAUGGCGCCAGCCAAGUUACCGCAAUGGCUCCAUUUGUCCCACUUGUCACGUCCUGCGCUGUCAGUGCCAUUUUCAAGACUCGCGAAAUGGCCGCACGUGCUCUUGUUCCUCUUAUUUCUUCGUCCGAUCUUGCUCAAACAGUGCUUAUGCUCCUUGAUGUUCCACAAGAAUCAACACAGAAUGAGAUACACGGCCGCUUAUUGCAGGUUCAAUUCCUCCUGCGUGGUCAUCUCUAUCAUCCUGGUUUGCGGGACCAUCUUUUUGAUUUUGUUAAGCGAAUUCCUGCAGCAAUGUUGGCGACAGUGCUCUGUGCCAACAUGCUGAGUAGGGUUACAUAUGCACUAUUGCUGGAUAUUAUCAGCGAAUUCUUCUUCGAUUGUUCCUGGAUAUCUACUGACAGAGAUCAGGGUCUCAUUCAAGAGCUUAAUGUGGCAGCAGAAGAAAACUUUGAGCUGCUACGAAGGGCAGUAUUGGAUCAAUGUCGACAAGGAAUAGCAGAAGAGGUAGUACCACAACAAGUGGUAAUCGGUGGUUUCCUCGCACGUCGAUCAAUGGCUCAGAUUCUUGUACAAGAUGCCUUGGAAAAACAAUCUAUCAGCGAUAUCUUGUAUCUGUUGGAUGACAUUGAUUAUGAAGUCCGCUUGACUUGCAUGACGCUGUUAGAGAAGCAUAGCAACAGUGAAAUGGAAGGAAUAAAUGCUUUACAAGAGCAUUUGUUGAUAAAGACUUAUAAAGGCGAAUCGAAUCUCAACUGCUUUGUGUUGGCUGCCAAGUUCUUACUUGCUCUGAAAAUUGACUUUGAUCGCGUUCACUUUACGCGCAUUGAGUACUGGAACCGCUUGGUAGAACAAUUUGUCAGCAGUCGCUCUCAAGCCGUUACUGAGUCAGUUCUACCAUUAUUGGGCUCGCUGCUUGCUCAAAUUAUGGACGAUUGUGGUACUGAAAAAGACUGGCUCAACCAAUGUAUCAUAUUGUGGAGCAAGUACGUGGUCGCUAAUAGUAGCAAAGAAAUUACACUCCCACUUCGCGAAGCCGCUGUUGAGUCCAUUCGCUCUAUGGCAAUGCAUAUUUUUGAGAAUGAAGAAACAGCACGAGUUCAACUGACAGUUACACAAUUGCUUCAAGACGAUGAUAUAGAUAUUCGAACGUCUGUCGCAGAGAUCGUGUCUAAAGCACUGAGAUUGCCAGCUCCUGUGCAUCCUGAAAGAGCAACUGAAUUGGUGUACAUGAAUCUGAGCAAGAGUCUACAUCAUCUGGAAGAACUCUCGUCGUCAUUGGUGUCCGGGUUACUUGGAGAGGAAAAUCUUCGUAAGUAGCUAUGAGGGUAAAAUCAAGGAUUGCAGGAGGAAAGAAGCUUACCGCUCUCUUGCGUAUAUAUCUUUAGAAACAACCUGCGAUGCCGAGCUUUCGUUGGUCAAG